Messenger RNA from Cyprinodon tularosa, 2473 nucleotides. RefSeq names its product chloride channel CLIC-like protein 1. Gene Ontology annotation, cellular component: endoplasmic reticulum; membrane. Lineage: Eukaryota; Metazoa; Chordata; Actinopteri; Cyprinodontiformes; Cyprinodontidae. The record is from RefSeq and is a predicted model, not a curated record. Gene Ontology annotation, molecular function: chloride channel activity. Bases 187 to 2046 code for a protein of 619 amino acids. The transcript is spliced from 11 exons.
CGGAAAAAAGUACCCAACAAGAAGAAUAAGACAGAGAAAAGUGCUUCCUUGUUUGUGUGUCACUUGGAGCAAUUAUGUAAUUUUAACUUUUAGUUUCGGUACCUAAAACAUGUUUAAUAAAGUAGGUUAAUUUGACCGGAUUUCACCGGACACAUAUCCAGCUUUAGGCUGGUCUUUAAAGUCAGAAUGCUGCUGUUUCUCCUCUGCUGCUUCUCUCUGUCUGCUCUGGGUCAACAAAAACCCGACGACUGGAUAGAUCCAUAUGACAUGCUCAACUACGACUCAAGCACCAAGACAAUGAAGACACCUUCCGAGCCAGCGACCUUUACAAACGUUGGCACCAAAAGAAGAGAGUACAUCCAGGAGCAGAGCCAGGCUGAGCUGACAGCAUGUAAACAGCAGACGGAGAAUCUACAGAGGCAGAUUGAAGACCUAAAGAAGGAGACAAUGCUCAUGUCGCAACAGCCGAGCUGCAAUCCAGUGUUCAAGAGGUUCCUCAGCAGACUGUUGAAGGAAAUACAGAGAAUCGGUGUGCCCAGUGACUCAUCAGAUGGCUUCUAUGACGCCAAAAUCAAGCUGUCCAAACAGGCCAUGACGGAGAUCCAGUCACUCCUGAAUGGGGAGGACAGAUGGAGAACUGGAGCUCUGGACAAUGCACUCAGCCAGAUCUUGAUGGACUUUAAAUUACAUGAUUAUGAACCCUGGAAGUGGAGAUUUGAAGAUACUUUCCAUGUUGAGCUUGACACUGUAUUAAAGGUCGGGAUACUCAUUCUCAUUAUAUCAACCGUCAUUGGCACCCAGCUGUGGUCCGCUGUCUCCUGGUUCGUUCAGUUCAGAAGGAUGUUUGCCAUUUGCUUCGCAAUCAGUAUUAUCUGGAACUGGUUCUAUCUAUACCAGACCGCCUUCGCUAAGCACCAAAACGAUAUUGUGCAGAUGGAAAACUUCAAUGAAAAAUGCACUGGAGUGAGAAAAAUUGACUGGAGGGAUAAUCUGAAAGAGUGGGUCAGAACAACCUGGACUCUUCAAGAUGACCCCUGCAAAAAAUACUAUGAAGUCCUGAUGGUUAACCCUCUCCUCUUGGUGCCGCCAACAAAGGCAAUAUCAGUCACCAUCACAACCUUCAUCACAGAGCCGCUGAAGCACCUUGGGCAGGGAAUAAGCGAGUUCCUGCGAGAACUCCUCAAAGAUCUCCCAGUGACCCUGCAGAUCCCCGUCCUCCUCACUAUUGUGCUUUCCAUAUUGGUGGUCAUGUAUGGAAGUGUGCAUGCAGCCUUUCAGCAUGGCAUCAUGGCACCGUUCCGCCGCCCUCGAAGGGAUCCACCACCGCUGGAUCGUCCUCAUCAUCCUCCUCCUCCGAUGAUUGAGGACCGCGAUUACUUGGCUGGAGGAGACGCUCCCGCUCAGGCACCUGUGCAACCGAUUGCUCCACAGAACAUCCUACGGCAGCGAGGGGAGGAUGCCAGGCUGGACCGGAAUGACGUCCACAGAAGACGACCCAAUAGGGUCCAGGAGGGCCCAGCACCUGCUAAGGUAGAGACAGUAAGAGCUGCAGAGCCUCUAUUCAGCGAGGAUGAAAGAGAUGGCGAGCAGCAUAAAGAGGAGCCUGAGGUUGUAGAGAACAAUUCUACUCCUGCCGAACCUGGUUCGAAAGACCAGCAGGGGAAGGUAGAAAAGAAGAAAGACCAGUAUGCUGCAUCAGAUUCAAGUCCAUCACAAACAAAAGGGAAACGUGUGAAAUCAAAGGAAAAAGAUUCUGAAGAUAAACGCAGCAGAGCUGAUGCAGCAGCCCCACCAGAGGUGCAGAGUUUACAGACUGAUGCCCAGUGCCAUGCAAACACAAAUAGGACGAAGGAUAAUUAUGGACCCCGAGGCCUCAACAGAAGAACAGAAACAAACGAUAUCACAGAGACACAUAGAGACUGUUGGAGUCCCUGUUCAGGAGACGAAUGCUUCAGUCGGGGAAUAGAAGCAUUUAUCAAAGGAGAAACUUCAAAAGCCAUCAGUGAUUGGUGCCAUUUAGUUAUAGGCACAUAUCAAAUCUACUGAAAUUUCAAAUGCUGUCUGGUGGAAAUGAUUAAUACUGUCGACUACCCACAGAACUGUUCAUUUUCUGCAUUUUUAACAGCUUUGCUUAUUUUUCAAUAGGCUUUUAUUUCAACUUUUGGUAUAAAAAGAUCAUAUCAUUGAGUUAUACAGUUCAGCUUUCCUUCACCACCCUCAAGGUCAUUGGAAUUUCAAAGCUGUGCUGUUACUCUAAGUUUUAGAUGAGAAUAAGAAUGAUGGUUGAUGUUUUGAAAUGAUUUGAAGAUGUAAGAUUUUUCUAAUCAAAUUGUAUAAUAAAUGUUUAUUUUUAUUUUUAUGGAAGAAUACAGUCUUUGUAGAAAUACUUUGUGGAUGUAUAUUCUUCACAUUCACUCUGAAACGCUGAUCAUGGAACAAUCUGCUUUUUGUUGAUUAAACAUCCAUCCAUGCA